GGUAAUAAACAGUAGUAUAAACAGGUGGCAAAGAAGGAAAUUCAAAAAGAAUAUAAUUUGGUUUUAUUUUACAAUAAGAACAAAGUUAUCUGCAGCCAUCUGAUCUAGCACCAAAGAGUACUACAACAAUAUAGUAAUUGUGUUACAAGUUUUAAAAGAAUGAUGAUGUACUUAAGUUGUAAUAAAUUAACUGACCAGGCAGAUCAUGAAGAAAUAUUGAAAAAACAAAUCGAUGAGAAAAAUAUUGAUAAUCUCUACCAGACAGUGUUAAUACGAACAUUGUCUGAGAACGUAGACAAUUCGUUAACCAGACACCCGACUGUUGGUGAAUAUUUAAUACGACUGUGUAGAGAAUAUAAAUUAUUAGCCAAUGAAAGAAUGACCGUUUUAUCAACGACUGAUUCGUUAUUAGCUGUUCAACUCUGUCUGUCAUCGAUAGGAAAGGUGAAAGACAUCAUAACAAUUGAUGAAAUAACGAAAAAUCAUGACUUUAUACAAAAUUAUAAAAUGAAGUCUGAUGCUGAUUUGUCCGAACCAAAUGAAGAGAGACGGAAAAUGUUAGAUUCAUACAAUGAUUUACUGAAAACUACGAAUCAAUUAGAUAUCUACGAUAUUUAUUCACGAAUAAAACAAGAACUACGAUCGACAGACGUGGAAGAAGAAUCAGAUUUAUUGAAAGAUCUCAAGAAAAGUAAAAUAUUGUGUUUUGGUGAACCAACGACAGAAUUAGAGAAGUCCAUGUUAAAACUGUUAUGUAUAGAUGGGUUGUAUGAAGUAGAGUAUGACCUCACAUCCUGUACAGUAAAUCAUCAGUCAAGGGAGAUAACUUGGUUAGAUAAUCUGAUCUAUCAGGAAUCAUUAUCACAAGACACAACACCAUCUACAGUUCAGUUAUAUAUACAAAGAGUGUUUCGAUGUUAUUUAGAGUUAUUGCUGAAUACACGUAGUGAGCUUGCAUUAGCAACUAUAUUUAACGUCCCGGACAGAGAAUUAGGGCAUCAUGCCUUCACAGCUUUAAAACAUACAUCACAGUCGAAAAGACUUCCAAUGUAUCAGACAGCUGUAUCACAUAUAAUAAAACUACGACUGGGUGGUAAAGCGUAUGCUCCAGCUCUAGAUUGUGAGUUAGCUCCCUUUGUAAAAGGUCUAGGAGAGUUAAUUACCUUUGUACAGAAGUUACAGUCUAUAGUAGAAGAAGAAGCAGAUAUCAGAACUGCAUGUAGAAGAGUAAUAUCUAAUAUUAGAACAUGUAUUAAGAAAUGUAAAACAAACAGAUUAAAAGAGGAAGAUGUACAGACCACAGCUGAUUAUUUACACACAAGACUAACACAAAUAAUAGAGGAUAGAGAAAAAAUAAACCUUGUUAGUCCCGACAAGCCUGCUAGUGAUGGUGGAUCGUUAUUGGGGAGAAGAACUGUUCGUGUAUUACGUCAGCUACUAGAUUCUGAAGUAACCGGUAAGGGGGAUAACUCUGAAUGUUUUUUAGAAGAUUUUGCUCUCAAUCCUACAACACCAACGAGAAUACAGUGUAUUUUAUCACAGUUCAGAUCACCCGAGGUUUGUCAGGAUGAAGAAGUUGUCGUUGAUGAUCAGAUGAAGAUUAAAAAACGAGGAUUACAGGAUAGACAUAAUAUUCAACACACCUACAACUCAAUUCCUGUACCAAAAGAUGUUCGAAUUUCAAAAGAAGAGAAAUUAUUAAGAGAAAAUUUAAAUUCUGUAAUUGUUAUCCCAAGUAAAACAAUCGUCCACGCUGCUCCAGGAAAUCACGGUCUCCAUCUUGGAUUAAAACACUCUGACACAAAUAAACGCGACUCGGCAGCCUUCGAUAAAGAAAAUAUACAACUGGACGAUCAGCCAAACAAACGUCAGAAGACAGAUGUUGAAGCCAGUAAAAUAAACGUAGAAGGGAAAUCCAAGAAAGGAGAAAAGCCUUCCAAGAAAAUUUCUUCCAAAAGUCAAGAGAGUAAAAAGACUAAACCCCAACCCAAAUCUUGUCGUAGAAAAUUACUUCCACAGGUCAAAGGUCAACAAAAUAUCACUUCAUUUUUCAGGUUAUAGACGAAACAUGUUUUAUUAUUUGUAGGAAAUUUUAAAAAAUACAUUUGAUAUACGAUUGUUAAUAAUAAAUGAUAUGUGGUUUAACCAGGGGCGGAUCCAGAGGGGGGUUAUGAGGAACCUGGCAAACCCCUUCCUGCAAAAAUUCCUGGAUCCGCCCCUGUUAACAUCCUACUUUUCUCACUAACCUGGCUUAUUCUGUUUAUAAUCAUGGCAGGAGGUUGGAUGGCCGAAUGGCUAAUGCGUGGGCAUUGUAUCAUAAGGUCUAUCUUUGAGUCAUCUGGCCUAGUUUCGAUUCACUGCUUGUACGGAACAAGGAGUAGUGUCGCCUGUCCAACCUGGUGGGUUUGCUCUGAAUCCUCUGGUUUCUGCCCACUGCUAAAGACCCCUACGCACAAGCGAAUUAUUGAAAUAAAAUUGAACAUAUUUAAAGCCUAUUUAUAGCUACAUGAUUUAAACAACAUAAUUAUAAUUUAUUUAACAUAAUUAUGUAACUAUGGUGAUAUCAUAGUAGAGUUCAGGGAAUGUUAUAAACAUCUGAUAAUAUUCUGUUGAAUAUGAAAUAACAGUUGUGUUAACUGAAUGUUAUUAACAUCUGAUAAUAAUAUACUGAAUAUGAAAUGAGAGAGAGAGAGAAAUGGGGUUUAACGUCCACUCGACACAAACUAGGUCAUUUCGGGACUAACAUAUGGUUUGAUUUUAUUUACAUAAUUCGCUUGCGCGUAGGGGUCUUUAGCAGUGGGAGGAAACCGGAGGACCCGGAGAAAACCCACGAGGUUGGACAGACGACCCUACUCCUUGCCACGUACAACCGGGGAUUCGAAACCACGCCAGUCGACUCAAUGACAGACUUUAUGAUACAGCGCGCGUACGCUAACCAUUCAACCAUCCAU
This is a messenger RNA of Patella vulgata (common limpet), 2951 nucleotides long. Its product is annotated as PCNA-interacting partner. The transcript is spliced from 11 exons. Gene Ontology annotation, cellular component: chromatin. Gene Ontology annotation, biological process: negative regulation of double-strand break repair via homologous recombination. The record is from RefSeq and is a predicted model, not a curated record. Bases 160 to 2061 code for a protein of 633 amino acids. NCBI's taxonomy places the organism in Eukaryota, Metazoa, Mollusca, Gastropoda, Patellidae.